GCGAGGAGGGGCGGUGAAAAGGAAAGAGAGAGAGAGGGCUGUGUUUGUUUGAGGCCUGCUUGCUUUACAUCAAUCUGCGGCCAUGAGCACCAACCUAGACCCAUCUGAUGUGCAGACAGUUUUGGAUGUAUUACUGGAAGCCGAGUUUUUACCUCGUCUCUGGAGAACCCUGGGUCGCCGACUGGGAGUCAACGAUGUUGACUUGGACACUAUUGACGCAGAUUUCAAGAGUGACGGCGUCGAGCGUUGUCUAGAGGCAGUCAUCGACAACUGGAAGCGGAACGGUGAAAAUACGUGGGGGAAGUUGGCCGACGCAGUUUCCAAAUGUGAAGGCAGUGGCGGGGGAAGUAACGUUGCUCGGAAAGUGCGGGAAAAAGUUGGCUUACAACAAGCCGAAACACCUCCGCAUGAUCUUCCACACCAAGAAAGAGGUGACUCUGGUGAGCAAUUGGAUCUGAGGGAAGGCCGAGCUUUAGCUCUCCCACCUCCCCACUCUUCCCCACUGAGUCCACUGGAACUCUCAAGUGAAGGAUUUCUUUCAGAUGGAGCAGUUGAAAGGAUAGCAAAACAGCUGACAGAAACCUUUAACUAUAUGGUUGGAGAAACACAAAAGGCACUGGAGGACAGCAAUGCAGACCCUAGGAAAGUGGUCAACGUAAUUCAUCGCCACGAUGCACACUUUAGUUACGUGCCAGGUGGAUUUUUCAGGUCGCUGCGGGAAGCUAAAGAUGUGACUGAUCUCUUCUUUGAGCUCGACGAAUACUGGGAUCCGUUCAACUACUUUCUCCUGGAACGUCUCCUGCGACCAGCAACAAGGGAUCUCUUUGCCAGCCAUUUGAUGCACGUUUACGACACAUUGCGGGAAUGCAUGGACAAAUAUAAAAAGGAAAUGGAGUAUUUCCGAAAGCAUACCGAUGUCACCGUAUACUGCUCAUGUGUUUUAAAGGGUAGGCGCUCUUCAGAAGUUCCAUCUACCUACAAAGAGCUUGUAGUGAAGAAAGACUUCAAAACGCUGGAAGACGUCGAGAUAUUUAGGCAGGAAUUGGCUGCUCAAUACAAGCUUGUCGAUUUCUUGGUGUUUCUGAAGAAGAUUGAAAAGGGCUCCGUAAUCCUCACCUUUUGGAUCCCUAAAUGUGCAACCGUCUCCGGCCUGGAGCUAGACCUAAGUGAAUCUGGUGGCGGAAACAACGGGGGUUCUUCAGUGGACCCUAUCAUUAUUAGAGACGGAGUCCAGGUUGAAUGGUCCCCUCAGUCAGAUGAGCCACCAACACCACGAGAGCCACUGAAAGAAGAGCCACCAACACCACGAGAGCCACUGAAAGAAGAGCCACCAACACCACGAGAGCCACUGAAAGAAGAGUCUCAGGGGCCAACACAACAAGAAUCUGGUGACGCAAAGGCUGUUGUGGUGAAAAAAAGAUCUGUGGCCGGCUCUGUAAUCACUACUGUCUCCAAGUUUGUAGUUCCCAAGUAUCUGCUUAAUCCCAUAUUAUUGAUGACUGCUGUGUCAAGUGGUGACAAAGAUGAAGUGAAAAUGCUUCUUUCAAAGGGGGCAGACCCAAAUGCAUCGCCUCCAAUGAUUGAGUUUACUCCCCUGAUGGAGGCUAGUCGACAGGGUAAUGUUGAAAUAGCAGGUUUGCUGCUGGACAAAGGAGCUGACCCUAACCGCACUAACAAUAGUGGCUGGUCAGCUCUGAUGGCUGCAGUGUACAAACGUCAUGAUGAGGUUGCCCUGAGGAUAAUCCAGGCUGGGGCAACUCCACAUCUCCAGGAUAAGAACCACACCAAUGCUAUUCUUCUUGCCAUUGCUACUAAUGAACAAGACAGAGUUGUGGAAGCUCUAUUGGAACGUGUGGAAGAUCCAUCUCAGUUGGACCUCCAGGACAGCUAUGGGGAGACUGUUCUCAUUUUUGCGUGUAAGAACAGGAAUCUCGAACUUGUUAAACGACUGCUUUCCAUGAAGGCUAAUCCAAACCUUUGCAAUAACCAUGGGGAAACCCCUGUCUUGAUUGCAACAAAAUGGGGUGAUACAGAAAUCGUACAGGAGCUCUUGGACAACUAUGCAGAUCCAAAUAUGGGCAAUACACACCCACUGAUGGUAGCAAUCAACUUAGGCCGUAAAGAGAUUGCCAAGUUGCUAGUUGAUCGUGGAGCUAACAUCUACAAGGAACACGAGGGAGGUGUGCUAGCUUUUGAGAUGGCUGAGCUGCGAAACUUCACAGACUUGGCCAGGAGACUCAAUCCACAACAGUUUACCUCGAGGACACCAAGAGAUGUUCUGAGACUGACAAUAAAAUCCAUGGCCACAGUCCAGAAGCACCUCAGUUUAGGCGGGGACCGAGGUCGGUUCGAGGCGUUGCUGGUCCGAACACCUACUCCAGCCGCGCAACAGCGUGCGCUGCGGGCAGGACGGAAAAUGAGUCUACAAUCUGUACACAAAGCGCUUCAAUCCAGUGUGAACGAAGUGCUUGAUAAAGUAGACGAUUCUACAUUAGGACCAGAAGAUUGCUUUGAAGUGGAAAGCGAAGUAAUGGACAUUGUGCACAGAUGGCGACAAUUUGGGGGAGCACUACGCAUCCGCCAGGCAAAGCUUGAAGAGAUAAAGGCUGGAUCGGGUUCUGUCCCCAGAGAAUGCCUCACCAAGACUGUUCAGGAGUUCCUGAACAAGAACUACGAAUGGCAGGAACACGGCCAGCCGUCGUGGAGGCAGGUAGUGAUAGCUGUGGGUCAUAAAGCAGGGGGAUCUGACACGGAGUUGGCCCUCCAGAUAGCAAACGACCACCCCAUGAAAGCUCCCUCCAAGAAAAAGUCAGGCAGUGCUUCAGUUCACGACUUUUCUCUGCUGAUGGAGGCCAGCAGAACUGGUGAUGUAGAAACAGCAAAAAUGCUGCUGGACCAUGGAGCUGAUCCAAACCUGGCCAACGCUGAAGGCUGGACCGCACUAAUGGCAGCGGCAAGAAAUGGACGAUGUGGUGCUGUUGAUCUUUUACUAGAGAGGGGGGCCAACCCGGACAUGCAAGAUCAUGGUGGCUGGUCAGCUCUGAUGGCUGCAGUGUACAAACGUCAUGAUGAGGUUGCCCUGAGGAUAAUCCAGGCUGGGGCAACUCCACACCUCCAGGAUAAGAAUAAGACAAAUGCUGUCCUGCUGGCCAUUGGUAGAAGAAAUGAAGAAAAAGUUGUGAAUGCUCUUUUGGACAGCAACCCUGACGUUGACCUACAAGACAGUUAUGGUGAAACUGCGCUCAUAUUUGCCUGUAAGAUGAGCAAUCUUUCCUUGGUCAAACGGCUGCUGGCUAUGAGAGCAAAUCCCAACAUCUCCAAUAAUGAAAAUGAGUCCCCUGCUCAGAUUGCCAGUGCCAAACGAGAAAAGGAUAUUCUCAAAGAGCUGCUGUUAAAUGAUGCCAAUCCCAACACAGGUGUUGCCUCUGCUACACCUCUGAUACUAGCGGCUCACAUGGGGGCUGAUGAGAUUGUGGAUGAACUGCUGUCCCAUGGGGCAGACCCUAACCAGCAAACCAAAAAUGGAGUCACAGCAUCACAAGUGGCAGAGACCAGCAACCACACUGAAUUGGCCAAGAAACUGAACCCACAGCAGGAGGUGCCGCCAUCAGCCGCACCAGAGAGUCUCCUGACAGCAACUCUGUCAACACUGGUGUCUAUUUGCCAGCACCUCAACCUACCACCACUCUUCCUGGACCCCGAGACUGGGAAGACUGACGACUCAUACGGACUUGGUUUUCUCGGCAACGUUUUCAAGAAGAUCAUUCAGUAGCAUACCGCCUCUGGCAUCCCUUUAGGUCACUCUGUAGGUUAAUGUACCCCUUCCCUUCCUCUGCCCCUUUUAGCUGUAAUAUCGAUACGCACACCGCUAGCAUACAAAAUCACUCUCCCCUUUCCCUCCCCAACAUUCACGUGUAAUAGUACGCACACUUCUCUAGCAUACAAAAUUCGUCAAAGGACUUGUAUAUAUACCUUCCCCAUUUCCUCCAUCUUUGUAUAUAGUUCUUGUUAAGUUUUGAUACUGUUGUGGACACUUUCAUUGUUUUACUUUCACACACCCUAAUUGCGAUAUACAUUAAAAUGGCACGCAGUGUUCUGAGUCCAGAUUGAAUCACGAGAGAUUGUGAGAGAGUUGCUACUCUUCCCUGGUGUGGUCACCAUCAGCACUGGGAGUGUCCACCCUUAUCUAUAGCACAGUGAUCAUGUGUGUAUGCGUGAUCAGGAGACUGAGGUAGAAUAGCAGUUACACAUGCAAAUCAAAAGUUUUCCUCCAGCUUUACUCAUAGAGACACCUAGUGUGCAUAAUUAAUUACUAUUACCCUUAGUGUGGCGGUAUAAUGUACUGUGUGUGCCUAUGAAUUGUAAAAAAAAAGCGCUGCAACCGACAUUCGAACUCGAGGUUAAGUGUGAGCGUAUACCCAUUAAACGCACACCGCAUUGCGUGCCAAAAGAGUUAAAAGCCAGUAGAAAGCCCUAAGAAGUGUAAUUGAAGGGCCGGGAACCAGAGUGGUAUAUCCCAAAUUUAAGUGUGGCAAAUUGCCUAAAGAGUGAAAAAAAUGGGGGGAAAUAUGGGUAGGGUAUACUUUUAAAAGUGAGAUAUAUUAUGCCUUUUAAUGGUAACUUCAUGUCAAGGAGGUAUAAAUGGCCCCUUGUGGGUUACGCCAUUCUGGUUCUCAGCCUUCAAUUAUCCACUUGCACGCAAUAUCAAAGCAUGCAUCAAUAUUGCGAGAACAAUUAUAGCUUGCAGUCCCUCCCCUGCAUGCUCACGGUAUGGGUGGGUGUAGAAUAGCUACACAUACAUACAGACCUGAGGUGGAGACCCGGGUUUACUGACUGAAGUCUGCUGGACCAGUCUCUGACGGAAACACCUGGUUGUCCCUCUCCAGGAGGUCAAUCUUGUCCUGGGCCUUGUGUAGGGCGGUGAUGACGUGCCGGGAAUGGUGCUUGGCCUCCUGUAGCUGCUGAUCCAGCUGAGCCUUGGCCGACAGAACAGCCCC
Messenger RNA from Geodia barretti, 4997 nucleotides. The record is from the annotation of a GenBank genome assembly. NCBI's taxonomy places the organism in Eukaryota, Metazoa, Porifera, Demospongiae, Tetractinellida, Geodiidae.